ACUUCCGGUCACCUGGCGACUGGCCAAAUCCGGAUGUGAUGUCAGCUCCACUUUGUUGCGGGAGGAGUCAAGGCUGGUCUUCGCAUUUCCUCACUUAGCAACCGGAGUGCACAGGAGCUAGAGAGGCAGCUAUGGAUACAAGGCUUUGCUGAGAGAUGUGGGCAUGGCUGCAGCCCUACAGAUCUUGCCCUGUCUCCUCCGAGCCCCAUCACGCCCCUUCCUCUGGGGGCCCCCAGUGGCCCGGAUGACCAGUGGUAUGGCCUUGGCAGAACAGGCAAGGCAGCUGUUUGAGAGUGCUGUGGGCGCUGUGCAGCCGGGCCCCAUGCUGCAAAGGGCACUGUCCUUGGAUCCUAGUGGCAAACAGCUGAAGGUGCGGGAUCGGAGCUUCCAGCUACAUGAAAACCUCUACCUAGUGGGCUUCGGCAAGGCUGUAUUGGGCAUGGCAGCUGCAGCUGAGGAGCUACUGGGCCAGCAUCUUGUGCAGGGUGUGAUCAGCGUUCCCAAGGGGAUCCGAGCUGCUAUGGAGCAGGCUGGAAAGCAAGAGAUGCUGCUGAAGCUGCACAGCCACAUCCAGGUGUUCGAGGGUGCGGAGGACAACCUGCCGGAUCGUGAUGCUCUGAGGGCUGCACUGGCCAUCCAGCAGCUGGCCGAGGGCCUCACAGCCAGCGACCUGCUGCUUGUGCUCAUCUCAGGUGGGGGAUCAGCCCUGCUGCCUGCUCCCAUCCCACCUGUCACACUGGAGGAGAAACAGACGCUCACCAAGCUGCUGGCAGCCCGUGGAGCCACAAUUCAGGAGCUGAACACCAUCCGGAAGGCCCUGUCCCAGCUGAAGGGUGGAGGGCUGGCUCAGGCUGCCUAUCCUGCUCAGGUGGUGAGCCUCAUCUUGUCGGAUGUGAUUGGGGACCCUUUGGAGGUGAUCGCCAGUGGCCCUACCGUGGCCAGUUCCCACAGCGUGCAAGAUUGCCUGCAUAUUCUUAAUCACUACGGCCUUCGUGCAGCUCUGCCGCGUUCCGUGAAGACUGUGCUCUCUCGAGCUGACUCUGACCCCCGCGGGCCACACACUUGUGGUCAUGUCCUCAAUGUGAUCAUCGGCUCGAAUUCUCUGGCUCUGGCUGAGGCUCAGAGGCAGGCUGAGGCCCUGGGCUACCAUGCCCUGGUGCUGAGCACAGCCAUUCAGGGUGAUGUAAAAAAUGUGGCCCGGUUCUAUGGAUUGCUAGCCCGGGUGGCUGCAGCCCGCCUCGCUCCAUCCACGGCUGGGCGUUCCUUGGAGGAGGAGGAGGAGGAGGAGGAGGAGGAGGAGGAGGAGGAGGAGGCAAAACUCCAUCAGCUGGCAGCUGAGCUCCGGCUCCCAGACCUGCAGCUGGGGGAGGCUCUGGAAGCGGUGGCAAAGGCUAACGGCCCAGUCUGCCUCCUGGCUGGUGGUGAGCCCACAGUGCAGCUGCAGGGCUCUGGCAGGGGUGGCCGGAACCAAGAGCUGGCCCUGCAUGUGGGAACAGAGCUGGGAAGACAGCCACUGGGGCCCGUUGAUGUGCUCUUUUUGAGUGGAGGCACUGAUGGGCAGGAUGGGCCCACCAAGGUGGCUGGGGCCUGGGUCAUGUCUGAUCUUGUCAGCCAGGCUUCUGCUGAGGGCCUGGACACAGCCACCUUCCUUUCCCACAACGACUCGUACACCUUCUUUUGCCGCUUCCAGGGUGGAACACACUUGCUGCAGACAGGGUUGACAGGGACCAAUGUCAUGGAUGUCCACCUCCUGAUUUUUCAUCCUCAGUGACGGCCUAGCUCCUAUUUUGAGAGUAUAUGGGUAAUUAUGGGCAGGAUCUCGUGGGAAGGUCACGGGCUUGUCGCCAGGACCUCACUGUGCUUUAGGAUCCCUGUCCCCUUAGCCUGGCUCCCUGUUGCUCCACCCACCUCCCACAGAUCGGCUCCAUAUCCAUUCCCCAACUAGUCUA
This is a messenger RNA of Peromyscus eremicus (cactus mouse), 1949 nucleotides long. RefSeq names its product glycerate kinase (gene Glyctk). Gene Ontology annotation, cellular component: cytoplasm. Gene Ontology annotation, molecular function: glycerate kinase activity. The transcript is spliced from 5 exons. Gene Ontology annotation, biological process: protein phosphorylation. Lineage: Eukaryota; Metazoa; Chordata; Mammalia; Rodentia; Cricetidae. The record is from RefSeq and is a predicted model, not a curated record. Bases 164 to 1771 code for a protein of 535 amino acids.